Molecule: messenger RNA, 2072 nt
Organism: Electrophorus electricus (electric eel)
Lineage: Eukaryota; Metazoa; Chordata; Actinopteri; Gymnotiformes; Gymnotidae
Product: kelch domain-containing protein 1-like
Molecular function (GO): protein binding
Source: RefSeq, a predicted model, not a curated record
GACUGUUUCUAGCUACAGUCAUUUGCCUGUGUUAUCUUUUGUGUAGAACUGGAGCAGCUGAGAUAAAUUACGCACACUCCGGAAAACGUCUUCACUCAAUGAUAUUCUUCUGGUGCCAUUACUAAAGAUCCUUUGGAGAAGUUACCAAGGCAGGGAAACCCAAUUCGUUCCUCGCUCUUUGCGCGUUGAGACCUCUCGAGGUUGAUGGUUUUGCUGUCGCCGUUUCCUGUUAGCGCUCUCAUCCUGCGCCCCGUGGACAUGCUUGAUUCCUGUUCCUGUUCUCCGAGCUGACAGCGACGGCUUCAGUCAUCACCCAGGAAACCACACGGGACGCAUGGCAGGUUUAGCGCGGAGCGACCAUGUAGCCGUCCUGACACGAAGCACGCUGUACGUCUGGGGCGGAUGCCAGUAUGUGGACGGAGAAGAGCUUACGUUACCCAGUGAUGAGAUCUGGCUUUAUGAUAUGGAGAGUGGACUAUGGGCUCACAGGGGAAUGGGUGGGGAGGUACCUCCUCAUCUUUCUCAGACAUGUGGCUCAUUCCUCCAGGGUAUGCUCUACGUUUUCGGGGGCUGUGAUGGUAGAGGUCCCACUAAUCAGAUGUACUGUGUAGACCUACAGGAUGAAAAAUACACCUGGAGGAAGAUGGGAGCCAGAGCAGGGGCCCCUCCCUCCCCCAGAGACAGGCACUCCUGCUGGGCCUAUACGGACAGGCUUAUCUACUUUGGUGGAUACGGAUGCAAAACAGCCAGCGAGGUCAACGACUUUAAGAGUUUUACAGUGGAUGAGGCAUCAUGGCCGACUGCCGGCGAUGUGCUCUUCAGGUUCUGGGGCUGGAAUAACGAGGUCCACGUCUUCGAACCUGACUCGGCCACGUGGACCGAACCACGGACCCAGGGCCAGCCUCCAGAGCCCAGGUCUUCGCAUGCCAGCGCCUGCCUGGACAGUAGGGGCUACAUCUGUGGGGGGCUGGAAAGGCAGACUAUAGACAUCCACUGUUUGGACCUAGUCACAUGGACAUGGACACACAUCGACCCAGUGUCUGUUCCCCUCCCCAUGGGCCGUUCUCUGCACACUCUCACCCCUUCCUCACCCAGCACCCUCUUCCUCUUUGGUGGCCUCAGCACCUCGGGCCAGGUCCUCAGCGACGGCUGGGAAUUCGACACUGUGAAGGGGGAUUGGAGGCAGAGGCAGCAUCUGCAUACAGACAAGCCCAGGCUGUGGCACUCGGCCGCGCAGGGUAAGGACGGUGAGGUGGUGGUGUUCGGGGGAAGCCGCGACUACGUCCUGGUCACGGAUUCGGUGAUGGUGCUGAGAUCUCCGUCUCAAAGCCACUGUGACGACGUGCUAGUGUUUCAGACACAGCCCUACUCUCUCUCCAGGUUGUGUGAGGACUGCAUAGGCAAACACGUGUGCGCGUUGGAGGAGCAGGUGUUGAACUUGCCCGCGAGAAUCCAGUUGACGCUUCAGAAGAGGAUGACGUACUUCAGGACGCGCGUGAAACCCGAGCAGAGCAGUGUGAUGUGAGCUCCCGUGAACCUGCAUUCCAUCGUACUUUACCUGGCUGGCCUGGUCACCUCUGCUGCAGUGUUACUGCAUUCAGGAGUUAUUGGCAGGCUUUACUCUCGUCGCGUAACAGGAUGUUACGCAUGCACAGCAUCAUCUACAUAAAACAUUAGAAAUGCGUUGGUUUUACCAGAUCAUGGGGAACGGUAUAAGGUUUAAUUAAAGUACUUGGUGUAGAUCCAUAGCAAAAAUAAAGGGCAAACUGCAUACAGAGUGCGGCUGACUCAUUAAAAAGUAUACGCAAUUAUAAUUAAUCUAAAAAGAUACAACUGCUUAUCAAAUUAACAAAUGGAUUUUUUGAAGCAUGUUGAAACAGGCAUAUAUUUACACCAUCUUCACUGACCCUUAUCGGGUGGGUGUUACAAACCACUGACAUCUCGGACAACAUCACUUAAACACUACAUUUAACUGCUUUAAUCACCAAUUUAUUAUUCAAUAUAAUUAUGGUUUGGAAUGCUUCUUUACAAAAUGAACUUACAAUGAAAGGAUAAGUCACUGAUUAUAUAUA